UCUCAGUAGAGGUGAACUUGUAACACCAGAAGAUGGAUCCUCCUGAAGCAUCUGGAGGAGUUCAAGGCAGUAAUGUUGGAGAAUCCUCGGUGAAAACCAGCGAAUCGAAGGUGGGAGAGAUGGAGUCUGUGUUGGAGCUGCUGCUGGAGACGCUGUCCGCUCUGAGCGAAGACAGUUUAAGUCAAUUCUGGAAGCAGUACCUGGACCGAGAACGUUCCUUAAGUCCUGCCGGUAUCACAGCUCUAAAAGGAGAACCCUUCCCACCGUCUGCUGUUAAGACUGAGCUGGAGAUCUUAGCAGUCUCAUUGUUGCAGCGUGAGGGAAAACAGGCUGUGGACGUUACUGAAAGGAUUUUAACAGACAUUAACGAAACACAUCUGGUCCAAAGGCUUUGGGAUCACAGGUCAAGAAACAAAAAAAACCCUGAUGAUCAUCUGCCGGCGCUGCUCCACAAAGCAGCAACGAUGGCAGCUGUGAAGGAGCUGCUUUUGGAAACACUGACUAAUUUGAAUCCUGUAGUCCUUGAAAAGUUCAAGAUCUUCUUAAAGUUCACGUCCUUCCAGAAGAAAUUACCAGAGAUCCCAUGGAGCAAUCUGCAAUGGGCCGACUGUAGAUCAACAGUGAAUCUGAUGUUGGCCACAUACGGUCAGCGGUGUUUGGAGGUGACCAGUCAGGUUCUAACAGACAUGAACCAGACUGAUCUGUUGGCGUAUCUGCCAGAGAAGAGCGAUGGAGCUGAAGAGAAACUUUCUUUGGAAGAACUUUGGCCUGGACUGAUCGACAAAGUAGAAGCCAUGGAGUCUGUUUUAGAGCUGCUGUUGGAAACCCUCGGUGCUCUAAAUGAAGAAGAGCAGCGUUUAUUCAUCGACUGGAUUUUUAAGAAAACUUUGUUGAUUGAGGAUCGUUUUCUGUAUCAAUUUCACAUCGGAGAAAGAUUUUUAGACCUGCAGGCUGCUGUGUUUGAAAUGGUGCAGCUGACCGUCCUGAAGUCUGUGGAGACAACUAAGAAAUUUUUAAUAAAGAUAAAAAGGCCAGAUCUGCUUCAGAUGAUUGAAACGUGCAGCAAAAGGCAGGAAAAGAAACUCUCAGUGGAUGAGCGCUGCUCUGCUGUCGUGCACAAAGUGGCUCUGAUGGCAGCUUUCAAACAGCUUCUCACAGACGUCCUGAGAGAUUUGAAAAAACAGGAGAUUAAGGACUUCAAGAAGUUUCUGAAGUCAAUCCUAUCGCCCUCUGACUAUAACCCGUACCAUUCUCCUUUGAGUUUGGAACCUGUCCCAGUUACAGUCAAUAGGAUGAUGAAGACGUUUGGUCUGCGGUCUCUGGAUGUUUCCAUGGAGAUUUUAAGGGACAUUAACAGGAACGAUCUGGUACAGAGGCUCCUGGAGAACAGCUCAGGACUCAAAGGAAAAGCGUCCGUUGAUGAAUAUCUGAGAGCAGAUGUGUUAAACAGAGUGCCAGCAAAGGUGGCUCUAAAACGUACUCUCCGGAAGAUGAUGAGGGACCUGGACCCCUGGGAUGUCAGGACAUUUAAAUGGUUGCUGCAGUUCACAUGUUUCCAGAAAGGCCUCCCAGACAUCCUAAACAGCAGGCGGAGGUCCAGGUCCUGGUUUGGAAGAAGUUUGGUGGAUCUGGGAGGAGGAGGACUGAAUCCACCAGACUUGGUGGAUCAGAUGGUACAGAGACUUGGCCAAGAGUCUGUGGACGUAGCCAGGGAGGUUCUGACGGACAUGAAGAGGACGGAUGUGGUACAGAAGCUGACAGGAAGCAGCUUAGGAUCAAAAGAGGAGCUACAGUCUCUGUUGCUCCAGAAAGAAGCAAGUCUAACAGCGGUUAUGGAGAAACUUCUGGAAACAUUUGAAAAUUUAGAUGAAGCUGAGUUUGAGCGUUUUUGGGAAACCCUACAGAUGACAGCCAUGAAGCACAGGAGAAGAACCCCGACCUACUUUAAUGAAACGAAAUGGAAAGUGGCCGAGCUGAUGUUGGAGCAGUUUGAUGAACAAAGUUUAGACGAGGCGAUGCAGAUUUUAAAGCAGAUAAAUCGGUCUGAUUUGGUACAGAAGAUUCCAGUGAAAAUCUCGACAAGACCUGUUAAACGCCUGGAUGCCAAGGAAACUAAAGGAGUGAUGCCGGACUCCAGCUGCUGGACUGAACUUGUACCUGAGGAAAACCGGACAGAUGCAGAAGCUCCAACCUACAGCUUCCAGUGUGAAGCUGGACACUUUGAAUGCAGCGUCUCUGGUCUGCGUUGGGUCUGUUCAGAAAAGGUCAUUUUUAAGUACCGGUUCUGCUCCUGGGACGGACACAUGGAGAGGAUAGAAAGCAGAGGAUACAUGCCUGCAGGUCCUAUGAUGGACAUCACCCUCAUUACGGGGAAGAUGAUGGAGGUGUUCCUGCCACACUGGAUCUGUACUGAUGACAUCCCUAAACCUUUGGACUGGUUUGCAGUCCUACACAUGGACGACUGCGGAGACGCUGUGGAAAAAGUCUCUGAGGUCUCAUCAGCACAUGUCAAACUAUCUGAACCCAUUUUCUCUCCGAGAGCGGCGCUGAUGAAAAUUGGCUUUCCUGUGAAAAUCAGCUGCAACGUGUUGAUCUAUCAGACCAACACAGCUUUCCUCACACUACAUGUUUACCUCAUCCCACGGGAUCCAGCGUUACAGCAGAAAAUGGACCAGAGGGAAACUUCCAAUGGAUACAAAGUGAUCCGAAAGCCAGACCCAGAGAAGUCCCUGAAAGUGAAAGAUUAUUUCAUCCUCUCAUCAGAUCUGGAUGCAGCAGAAGUUUCUCCUAAAGAAAGAAAACUCCGAUAUCAGAAAGGAGAGCCACCUUUCUUUGAAGUGUACGUUGAAAAUGCAAAGGGAAACUUCCGUCUGAUGCUCAGACCCGACGGAGAGGACCAGCCAGUGUGGGAGUGUACUGUUCGAGAAGGUGAAUAUCAAAGCAGUGGCCAGGCACAAGGAGGCGCUCCAACCGAAGCUGCUGCUGUGAAGACAGAAGGGGAGCACUUUGUGGACAGACACAGAGAAGAGUUGAUCCAAAGAGUCACCAACGUCGGACCCAUUUUAGACGGACUUUUACAGAAGAAAGUUCUCCAGCAGGAAGCUUAUGACAAAAUAUUACCUCUGUGGCCCACUCAGUCUCAGAUGAGGGAGAUCUUCAGCUGCCUGAGAGCUGGUGUUGAAAACAAAGACAUUUUCUUCUUCAUCCUUCAGCAGAAAGAACACAAUCUCAUCAAAGAACUCAUCUGAUUGAAGGAACUGAUGAUGGGAACCAUGGGCGGUUCUAAGAGUGGCCCAGAGGGGUACUGGUUCCUGCUGACGUGGCGUUCCUUAUUUACAGAUCAGUAAAAACUAUCUAUACUAUCUUUAUAUCAACCUUAAAAUUGCUGACAAAAAUAAAAUUAAACUUGUUCAAUGACAUUUAUAGGAACUGAAAUUAUACUCAGGACAGAAAUAUCUUUGAAUGACAGUUUAGUUUUAAAAACAAUAAUAUUGGCGAUAUUUAUAAGGCCAGAGGGCUUACAGAGCAAGAAGGUCCUGGGUUCAAAUCCCAGCCAGGGGUCUGGGUAUGGACUUUGCAUGUUCUCCCUGUGCAUAUGUUGGUCCUCUCAGGUCACUCUGCCUUCCUCCCAAAGUCCAAAAACAUGACGUGGUUAAUUAGUCUCCAAAUUGCCCUUAGGUCUGAAUUUGUGUCUCCAUGGUUUCUUUUUUUUUAGUGUCCUGUCUGGCAAUGUGGCAAUAAGAAUUGAUGUCUUAAUGGCAAAAUGAGCUCGACAGAUUUCAUUCUCACAAGUGGAGCAGUACAGCUUUCGCCAUAGUGGUCCACUUGAUUUAUACAUGUAAAUAGUUUUAUUAUAAUUCAUGCAGGGAGUAUUUCAUGUUAU
Molecule: messenger RNA, 3883 nt
Organism: Fundulus heteroclitus (mummichog)
Lineage: Eukaryota; Metazoa; Chordata; Actinopteri; Cyprinodontiformes; Fundulidae
Exons: 22
Coding region: 33-3248 (1071 amino acids)
Biological process (GO): inflammatory response; regulation of apoptotic process; innate immune response
Source: RefSeq, a predicted model, not a curated record